Messenger RNA from Penicillium canariense, 606 nucleotides. Its product is annotated as nucleoside deaminase. Gene Ontology annotation, biological process: tRNA wobble adenosine to inosine editing. NCBI's taxonomy places the organism in Eukaryota, Fungi, Ascomycota, Eurotiomycetes, Eurotiales, Aspergillaceae. The record is from RefSeq and is a predicted model, not a curated record. Gene Ontology annotation, cellular component: nucleus; cytoplasm. The transcript is spliced from 5 exons. Gene Ontology annotation, molecular function: tRNA-specific adenosine-34 deaminase activity; zinc ion binding. The coding region runs from base 1 to 606 and encodes 201 amino acids.
AUGGAUGAGCCAAUCACGGAACUCGAAAUCAGCCCGGCAGUGUCCGAGAACUCAAGGCACGCCUACUGGAUGAAGCAGGCCCUGCUGAUGGGAGAGAAAGCUCUCCAGGUUGGGGAAACUCCAGUCGGGUGUGUGCUGGUGCAUGAUGACCAGCUUGUGGGAUCGGGCAUGAAUGAUACCAACCGAUCGCUGAACGGAACCCGGCAUGCUGAGUUUCUUGCGAUCGCAGAACUACUCCAGAGCCACCCCAAGUCUCUUCUCCAAUCCACCGAUCUCUACGUGACCGUGGAGCCAUGUGUGAUGUGUGCCUCAGCCCUCAAGCAGUACCGUAUUCGAAGUGUGUACUUUGGUUGUGCUAAUGACCGAUUUGGUGGAACGGGAGGAGUGCUGUCGCUUCAUUCGGACCGCUCAAUUGACCCACCCUACCUGGUGUAUGGUGGGCUAUUCCAGAAAGAAGCCAUCAUGCUUCUCCGGCGUUUCUACAUCCAAGAAAACGAGAAAGCACCCAACCCCCGACCGAAAAAGAACCGCGAAUUGAAUACCGCGUUUGACGAGCAGAACGAGAAUGAAGGUGAGAAUGACGGGAAUGUUCUGCUGGCACCAUAG